UUUUAAUUUUUCAAUUUUUUUUUACGUAAAUGUAAAAUAUUAUAGUUACUCAAAUAAUUGUUGUAAUUUAGCAUACUUUUGCGGGCCAAAUGUUAAAUGAUGUUGGGCUGGAGUUGGCCCGCGGGCCGUAGUUUGGUCGUCCUGGUUUAAUCGACUGCGAAUAAACAGACUCAGUUAAAUGGGACCAUAGUUACCUAACAUAUAACUGUCAUAGGAGAAUACCUAACAAUUAUAAUAUCAUAAUGAACUUCUAGUAUGAGUUAAAUCUAAAACAGUUUAAAUGUAUUCAAUAAAUUAUUUACUAUAAUUAUUAAAUGUCUUAGUACACAUUUUCUACAUUUUAGUCUCAUGAAAAUAUUUAUAAACAGAUAAAUUUAUUUUAUUUUAAGACUGUUCUUUUGUAUUUGAAAUGAGUUUAAAGUAUAAAUCACCUCUAAUAAAAUCAAGGAACACAUCUGCUGCUUCAAAUGAUGCAUCACCAAAUGUUGAGAAACAUCCACAACUGGCUGACAAGAAGUUAAUGGAUAACAAAUUGAGCAAUAUUUUGGUGUACGACAAUUACCCACAGCAUUCUUCACCUAUUACACAACAUUGGCGUGGACGUGGUAGUAGCUCACCAAGAUUCAGUGGCCCACGUUUUACAGGUUCACCAAGGUUCAGUGGCCCAUGUCCUUCAGGUUCACCAUACCAAUGGACUCCUCCAAACCGAAUGAAUAACAGUUGGAAUUCAAACCCUAACAGUUCAGGUAGAUAUACAUCACAAGAACAAAAUAGUUAUUCAUCACCUAGACCAGAAUUCAAAAAAUAUAAAAAACAAAACUUAAAUAAUUAUUCAAAUCAGUAUAGUAAUGAAAACAACAAUGAAAGUUAUUUUCACCCAUCAAUGUUGGAAGAUCCAUGGGAAACACUAUUAAAUAGUUCAGAAAAUAAUAUCUGAUGAAGAGACUUAUAUUUAUAAUCACACAAGUUUUAUUGUAAAAUACUUAUUCAAUUGUUAGU
This is a messenger RNA of Sipha flava (yellow sugarcane aphid), 999 nucleotides long. Its product is annotated as gastrula-specific protein 17-like. Lineage: Eukaryota; Metazoa; Arthropoda; Insecta; Hemiptera; Aphididae. The transcript is spliced from 3 exons. The record is from RefSeq and is a predicted model, not a curated record. The coding region runs from base 410 to 937 and encodes 175 amino acids.